AUGACCUGUCCGGACCACAACCUCGGAAAGAUGGCAGGCGAGCGACUGAAUCUCAUGCCAGAGGAGCCUGAUUUUACCAACCCUCUCUUCUUGCCAAUGUUCGAAAUCUUUGACAAAGUUCUGCAGCCAGACUCUGAACUUUCCGUAGAAGAUGCAGUGGCCCAGUUGGUUGUCCUGUUACCCGAAGGGAAACCGUACUCGAGUGAAGUGGGCGACUUCAUCGGCACGUGUGUCGAGAUGGCCGAUGCAAUACCGUACACACAUUCUUCUAUGCUCAAACUCGUCUCGAUACUCGAUCUCUGUCUGCAUUCGGAGAGAUUUCCCGAGAAGGUCGGUUCAGCCAAUAUCCAGACUGACUCAACAUUGCGAUCUUGCAAGGUGGCAGAGACUAUGCGCCAUUUCUGGGACGGUACUGACGAAGAAUUCCCAGCCCUCUUAGCCUUGCUGAUCCCUGACUCUCGUCCAGGUACAUGCCCAGAAGACGGCCCGGCAAAGUACGUCAACUUCAACACGUUCGCCGCUCGCAUCCACCAGCGCGGCCUCUUGAAAGGAGUUAUACUAGCUAUCAGCACGCUCGAGGAUGCUUUUCAAAGAAAACUCGGGAAAAGCCAAGAGCAGCGCGAGGCCUAUGUCACAGCUGCACUGCAGUACCUUCUUCUCAACGGCGACAUCAUUUACGAGGAUAUCAGGAAUGACGAGAGGUGGAAGCACAGCUGGUCUUGUUGGCGCAACGAAGUUGCACGCCUGGCCGCCAGAAACCGGAACGACAAGCGUUGCUUGUGGAGCCAGGAAAUUGUAGAAAUGGCUGGUCGUGCGCUGACGGCGAUGGAAGGGAUAGAGCGCCUGAAAGCCGGUUGA
Molecule: messenger RNA, 858 nt
Organism: Lindgomyces ingoldianus
Lineage: Eukaryota; Fungi; Ascomycota; Dothideomycetes; Pleosporales; Lindgomycetaceae
Exons: 2
Coding region: 1-858 (285 amino acids)
Source: RefSeq, a predicted model, not a curated record